Arabidopsis lyrata subsp. lyrata is the source of this 613-nucleotide messenger RNA. Its product is annotated as EMBRYO SURROUNDING FACTOR 1.1. The record is from RefSeq and is a predicted model, not a curated record. Gene Ontology annotation, biological process: suspensor development. NCBI's taxonomy places the organism in Eukaryota, Viridiplantae, Streptophyta, Magnoliopsida, Brassicales, Brassicaceae.
CAUGAUCAAAGAAAAAAAAAAGAAGAUAUUAUCUUGAAAUACUUGAUUAUCUAAUUUAAGCUUCUCUAUUUUCUAUAUAUUGUGAGUAAUUAAGCUUUGUCUUUUACAAGUCACAACAACUCAGAUAAAGAGAUAACUCAAAAAGCACAAUAAUACAAUAUCCAUUUAGACAUCCAGACCAUGAAAUCAUCAUUGCGUACAUCUCUCAUCUGCAUACUCAUGCUCUCUCUCUUUGCUCUACAUCAAUGUGUGAGGAUGACGGUAAGAGAGAUAGGAAGGUCGAACAAAAUCUAUAUUCCUAUGUGACCAUGUUUCCAUGACAGCUCAUGCGACCAUGUUUUCAAAAGAGACUGUUAUUGCUGCGGGACAAAACCAGAUCUUUGCUGGGAUGAUCAACACUAUUGCAACACCCAUUGUCCUCCUCUAAAACCAUUAAUAAACUGAUGUACAAAUACUUAUUCAAAUCUCAGAGUUUUCUAAGCAUUCGUAUAAUGUGCUUAAUUGUACCAAUUUUCUUAAUUUUCACAUAUACGAAUUAGGUAAGCAAUGAUACUAACUACUAAAAAAUUUAACUGUUGCUUAUGGAUGAAUUCUUGUCCAUAGAAUUUCUACA